AACACAGGGACCACUCCAGAAGCAGCAACAAAUCAUGUCGGAGGAACCAACCGGCGUUGCGCCCGAAUCGGCUCCGAAAAAAAGGCUUCUUGAAGACGCCGACACCGAUACUAAGUCUACGUCUAACACUUCCGUUUCUGGCACUGUUGAAAAUCUGACAGACAUAAAUUUUCAUCCAGACACCAAUUCAACAGAAGCUUCAAAAGGGAAUCCGGACCAGAUACCAGUGUCGAAUGGCGAUGACCAUAAGAGAAUAAAGCUUGAGCCCAAAGUUGGAAACGAGUCUUCUAUUGUAGUAGUCCCACCCACCAAACCUCAGUUGUUCUAUAGUCCGUUGAAGACUGGAUUGGUGUAUGACGUGAGAAUGAGAUACCAUGCAAAAAUUUUCACUUCUUACUUUGAGUACAUUGACCCACAUCCCGAAGACCCGCGUCGUAUCUACCGAAUCUACAAGAAGCUUGCAGAGGCUGGCCUUAUAGUAGAUAGCUCGCUAUCAGGUGUCGAGGAUAUAGGUCCUCUUAUGGUGAAAAUCCCCAUCAGGGAAGCCACCGCUGAGGAAAUCUUGGAAGUCCAUUCUGAAAGUCAUCUCAAAUUCAUCCAGUCGACAGAGACUAUGUCUAGAGAGCGUUUAUUAGAGGAGACCGAAAAGGGUGACUCUAUUUAUGUGAAUAACGAUUCGUACUUCUCAGCUAAACUCUCAUGUGGAGGAACCAUUGAGGCUUGUAAGGCAGUUAUUGAAGGCAGAGUGAAAAACUCGUUGGCUAUUGUGAGACCUCCGGGCCAUCAUGCUGAACCAGAAACUCCAGGUGGGUUCUGUCUUUUCAGCAAUGUUGCUGUUGCAGCCAAGAACAUCCUCAAGGCAUACCCUGAGUCUGUACGCAAGAUCGUUAUUGUUGAUUGGGACAUCCACCACGGAAAUGGAACACAAAAGUCUUUCUAUGACGAUCCUAGAGUUCUCUACAUUUCCUUACAUAGAUAUGAGAAUGGUAGAUUCUACCCCGGUACCAAGUACGGAGGAGCAGAUCAGGUAGGAGAAAAGGAUGGGGAAGGGUAUAAUCUCAAUAUUCCGUGGAGAAACCCAGGAAUGCACGACGGAGACUAUAUAUAUGCAUUCAACCGGGUAGUUCUUCCUGUUAUUCUUGAAUUUGACCCUGAUCUCAUUAUCGUAAGUUCUGGAUUCGACGCUGCUGACGGCGAUAUCAUUGGUGGAUGUCAUGUGACACCUGCUGGAUAUGGCUACAUGACCCAUUUGUUGAAGGGCAUAGCUAAGGGUAAGUUGGCGGUGAUUUUAGAAGGAGGCUACAAUUUGGACUCUAUCAGCAAGAGUGCUCUAGGUGUAGCAAAAGUUCUUGUAGGAGAACCUCCAGAAGCCACAGUGUCUAUGCAGCCUCAUUUGGAGACUAUUGAAGUAAUAGAUGAAGUCGUUAAGGUUCAAUCAAGAUAUUGGAAGUCUUUGAGGUACGGGGUUCCUACAACUUCAUUUGACGAUGUCUACGACUUGAACGGCACUGGCUCUAACUACCAAUUGCUCAACAUUGGUGAGCCAAUAAGAGCCAACCAAGUCAAUGAGUUGUUCAACAAGUACUCGUUUGUCAACCUCCCCAUAAUUUCCAGUGCUACUGAAGGAGGAGAAAAGAAUGGCAUCUUCAGCACAGACUUGCCAUCGCAUUUGGACGAUAUCAUAAUAGCUAGUCCAGAUAUCUAUGAAAGCACAGUAGUAGUUCUUACGAUCCACGAUCCACCGGAGAUCUGGGCCAACAUCAACCCAAUCAACGGAAGCAUUGAGGGCAAUUCUUCUGUAAUAUUGGAACAUCCCUUGAUGCAGAUAAUGGAGAAGAUGAAGAAGGAAACAGACAAAAGCGAUUCCAAAGAAAAAAUUGGCUACAUAGAUAUCAACGUUCCGUCAUACCAGUUGCCCAUUCCCUUUGGAAAUUCAAAGCAGACUUCUACCUAUAAUCCCACAUUUUUCGCCCAGGAGCUCUUGCUUUACAUCUGGGACAACUAUUUGGCCUACUUUUCGCAGUUAAAGAAGUUAGUGUUUGUCGGCUUUGGUGAUUCGUACCAAGCUAUAGUACAUCUAUAUGGUAAACGACCAUCUCAGGAUAUCAAAGAUUUAGUUAAGGGUACGGUAGCCUUCGUGAACAGGUCGAACUUGAAGGCUUUGGUCCCAGUGAUGGAUGAGUCAAUGGUGGACUGGUACUAUCAGAACUCUGUGAUCUUCACCAGUUGUUCGAAUCCAUGUUGGGUUAAUCUGAACGGAACUACUCGUUUAGGAAAUGGUUCCACUGAAGCAAACGGAGGUGACGAUAGCAACAAGAGACCAAGGAGAAAAUUUGGCAGAGUGUUGAAGGCAUCUGUGGAUGGCUUGUACGAUAUAAUCGCCGAAAGAUUCGACGAAGGUGUUGACUUCAUCUUGGAUUCCAUCGAAGAGUACUCCAGCAGCGAGAGCAGCAACUGAGUUGCAAUAUGGCGACUUUGUAAUUGCUCUCUAAUGCUGGCAGCUUUUAGUUCUCCUUAUGUAUUAUACGAAUAGAUGAUAAAUCAUUAUCUAUUUUACAGUAGUCAUUAUGUAUUAUGCGAAUAGAUGAAUAAUUUUCAU
Scheffersomyces stipitis CBS 6054 is the source of this 2599-nucleotide messenger RNA. It is a transcript of the gene HDA1, whose product is annotated as histone deacetylase. Gene Ontology annotation, cellular component: histone deacetylase complex. The transcript has 2 exons. The record is from RefSeq and is a predicted model, not a curated record. Gene Ontology annotation, biological process: chromatin organization. Bases 35 to 2458 code for a protein of 807 amino acids. Gene Ontology annotation, molecular function: histone deacetylase activity. NCBI's taxonomy places the organism in Eukaryota, Fungi, Ascomycota, Pichiomycetes, Serinales, Debaryomycetaceae.